Messenger RNA from Phoenix dactylifera (date palm), 1037 nucleotides. Lineage: Eukaryota; Viridiplantae; Streptophyta; Magnoliopsida; Arecales; Arecaceae. The record is from RefSeq and is a predicted model, not a curated record.
UCCGCCACCGUACAUGGUGCUCGCGGAGCAAGGGGGUGACUCGCCCCUCCGACCUCCGCCCCACCGCCGCAACCUUCCUCGGUACCACUCCCACCGCUCCAGCAGUUCCUGUAGCUGCAGAUGCUGUUGGUGCUGGUGCUGCUGCUUCCUCCUGCUCGUUCUCGUCAUCGUCAUUGCCAUCACUGCCUACAUCUCUUUGAUCAUCAAGCCUAGGGUGCCAACGUACUCCGUUGACGACUUCUCCAUCGGAGACCUAAAUCUCAAUCCCACCGAUCUCACCAUCCGCACCAAGUUCAUCGUGACAGUGCGUGCUAAGAACCCCAACGACAUGAUUGGGAUCUGGUACAAGAAUGGCUCCUAUGUCGCGAUCUCGUACCGCAACACAUUGUUGUGCUCCGGCUGCCUGCCGAGCUUCUACCAGGGGCACCACAACACAACAGUGAUGCGGGUGGUGUUGGAGGGGCAGAGCAAGCUUGGAGCCGAGGUCCAUGGGGUGCUCGAGGAGAACCGGCGGACGGGGCGGAUCCCACUUGACGUGUUCGUGAGGGUGCCCGUCGGUCUGCGGGUCUUUAACAUAGACUGGCGGCAGGUCACGGUGAAUGUCACCUGUGCGCUUGUUGUCGACGGCCUAUCGCCCGACAAAAAAGUCGGCAUCAAGUCUGCAGAUUACAAGGUGGAUGUGGAUUUAUAAAUCGUGAUGAUAAAUCCGUUAUGAGCGCUUGUGUUAAACUACCCUUGCCGGCCACAUCUAGAAGUUAUAUCCAUGGUAUUUGAUGUGCCUCCCGAAACAAGGAACAGCUUACCUUUAUAACAUCUGAAUUCAGGUGGGGCCUCCUACGGUCCAAUUGUAGGUAGCUAGGGAUUGGCAUGAGAUAUGAGUGAGGUUUUCGGGAUGAGAGUUUAAAUCCUUGUAUGAUGUAAGUCCAAGUGUUCCUUGACUAAGAAAGCAAGGAUUUUGCUUUAAUGGCUGAUUACUUCUCGGUUUUUAAGAAGAAGGCUUAGCAUAAUAUAAAUGAAACUUUUCAACUUGGAAAAAA